This is a messenger RNA of Periophthalmus magnuspinnatus, 1773 nucleotides long. It is a transcript of the gene rbm24b, whose product is annotated as RNA binding motif protein 24b. Gene Ontology annotation, molecular function: mRNA 3'-UTR binding. Bases 224 to 922 code for a protein of 232 amino acids. Gene Ontology annotation, cellular component: cytosol. Lineage: Eukaryota; Metazoa; Chordata; Actinopteri; Gobiiformes; Gobiidae. The transcript has 4 exons. The record is from RefSeq and is a predicted model, not a curated record.
GGUCCCAGCCUGGUGGUCAUGUCCUGGAUCUGGGUGGAGCUAAGUGUGACAACUGACAACUGGGACCAAACCUCCGGCCUCUGCAACAGGUGUCCGCGCCUCAGCCCAGCCAGAGACGCACUGCCGCCGCGGGGACAUACAUCUCUCUCCGCGAACUCUACUUUUUUGUUUUGUUUUUUUUAACUUUGCACAGUUUUAUUUCAUUUUUUAUCCAAUUUUCAUCAUGCACUCAGCACAGAAAGACACUACCUUCACCAAGAUCUUCGUUGGAGGUCUUCCUUAUCACACCACCGACUCGAGUCUCCGCAAAUACUUUGAGGUGUUUGGGGACAUCGAGGAGGCGGUGGUGAUCACGGACCGGCAGACGGGGAAGUCCAGAGGUUAUGGAUUUGUCACUAUGGCAGACCGGGCCUCUGCUGACCGAGCCUGCAAGGACCCCAACCCCAUUAUAGAUGGAAGGAAAGCCAAUGUGAAUUUGGCAUACCUGGGUGCUAAACCCAGAGUCAUACAGCCAGGGUUUGCAUUUGGCGUUCCUCAGAUCCACCCAGCAUUUAUCCAAAGACCGUAUGGGAUCCCUGCGCACUAUGUGUACCCUCAGGCCUUUGUCCAGCCCAGUGUGGUAAUCCCUCACGUCCAGCCCAGCGCUGCGUCUGCUACAGCUGCUGCUGCCACUUCUCCAUAUCUGGACUACACAGGAGCCACGUACGCCCAGUACUCUGCAGCCGCUACUGCUGCAGCUGCAGCUGCCGCGGCCUAUGAGCAGUAUCCAUACGCUGCCUCUCCGGCCCCGACCAGCUACAUGACAACAGCAGGCUACGGGUAUGCCGUUCAGCAGCCCCUUGCCACGGCUGCCACGCCUGGGGCCGCCGCAGCCUUCAGCCAGUACCAGCCUCAGCAGCUCCAAUCUGACCGCAUCCAAUAAAACUGCUUUAAUGGAGUUUAGGGUUUAGAGAGUAGGAGAUCAUGUUUGGACAAACUCUGGAGAGUCACUGAACAUUUUACUUGCCUGGAAUCAGUAUUUCAUCAGCAGUACAUGUGUAAAAUAUUUAAUAUUUAUUUACUGGUAAAUUAUUUAAUUUUAAUUCAAAGUGAUGUGUUUUAUUGACUCAAACUGCUGAAUUAAGUUAUGGUAUUUAAAAUACAAUUAUGGACACAUAAAUCAGGCUUCUUCCAAUAGCUCCAAUCUUAAGGAUCAUUUCCUCUGAAGGUUUUUGUUGCCACUUUAGAUUAAUGUUAUGAAUUACAACUGUAUUCACCCGGACUAUACAGACAAACUGUCAGUGUUUAUAUUCUAUACCUCAUAAUGAAUAUGAGGUGGCACAUUCUACUGGCAAUGGCCCUAAAUGCUUUGAUGCUUCCCUUUAAUUUCACCUCAAGAUAUUGUUUGGAUCAUAUGCAAAAUGUAAAUUUUGACAAAGCAUUUCUGACUGAAUGUGUGUUUUAAAUUAAACUAUUUAUGUAUUUAUUAUGAGCCAGAAACAAAACCUUGUGUUCAGGCAGCCCGCUGUGUGAGGGUUAGAGCUGUUGUUCUAAAUCAGGAGCACAAAGAGAAAGCUUUAUUAUGUAUAAACAACAUUUAGUUAUUUGAUCUUUUCUGUAGCCACCUUUUCUUAACAAAAUUCUUAAUCCUUUUACAAUUCUUUUUAUACUGUACAUGAAACUAUUGUGAAUUAUUUUAAUGUUUUAAAAGCAAGGUCACCUUAUACCUUGCUCUUGGUAAUGCAUGACAAAAACAAUGGUUAUUUUGUUAAAUAAAAGAAAAUGUAUUCUCAA